UCGGCACUGUUGAUAAUCACAUCCUGAAUCCUGGAACGCUCCACAGCUGUCAAGUAUACGAACGGGCGCUCUAUGGACACAGUGAACGGCGUGUGUUUGAGUUUGGAGUUUUAAACAUUUACUUUUUUACAUACGAAAGGUCAUCAUGGCUGUGGCUGAAGCAGUAAUGCCACCAAUAGCAUCGUUUCCGAAUGUCAAAGCGAUGGACAAUCUGUGUAAGAUGGGGGAAUGUGCGCGGAGCAGCGCAACAGGUGGCGCAGACAACCCGCUCAUCGAGGUGGAGUUCAGCAUCGUGCAGUCUCCCGCUUUGCCCUCAAAAGACGAAGACGACCUGGGGAAAUUUCUGGACCUUGAGUUCAUUUUGUCUAACACGAUCGGCUCUGAUGGCGUUAGUAACAAUGGCAUCAAUGGGAACAUUUCACCGCCUCAGCGGCAAUGCGCAGCGUACUCGCUGCCGGAGUCACCGGAGAGCUGCAGCGGCGGUUCUGUUCCGGACUGCAGCGAACGCCCUCCUUCUCACCUGGCUGCACAUGGCUACCAUGGCACCAUGGACUUCAUAGGCUCGAACCCAGUGCGUAGUCUCAUGGCAGAGCUUCUUACGCCUGAGAUGGGCUACCCAGUGGACAGUUCACCGGACAGCGCAACAGGCAAGGCGAGAGACGGGAGAGAGUACACUGAGCUGCGAGCUCCUGCUACUAUUCCACCCGGUCCCACUCUUCACCAAGCGGCCACAUCUCCUGCCCCGCUUGGAUACAAAAUUAAAACCGAGCCCGUGGGUCAGUCCUGUAUGAUGGCCGCCGCAGGAGGGAACUUUAUGGAACAAGUUUAUGACAAGCACCAAAUGCGCUCAGUGCACCCAGCAGCGUUUACGCACCACCAGGCUACAGUUCCAGUUGCGCUGCAGCGGUUCGGCGCUCACCCCGUGCAGCACGCCUCACCCCAGGGAAGCACAGACGAUCAUCUGGCGCAAAUGAACUCUGCCAUGAGCUCCCAUCAUCAUCCUAAUCAACAUCAUCUCCAAGGCCAGUACAUGAAUGCGCCAUAUCAUCACCCACAAUAUGCACAUCCGAGUGUGCCACAGUUUCAAGGACAGUACAACAUGCACAGAGAGCAUGUCCACGUUCACCAGCAGCACCACCCAACUUCUCUCCAGGGGAUGUUGCUCACUCCCCCCUCAUCGCCGUCUUUGCUGGAGUUUUACUCUCAUGAGGAGGCCGGGAGCAUCAAGCAGAAGCGAGGCCGCAGGUCUUGGGCCCGAAAGCGCGCUGCUACGCACAACUGCGAGUUCCCUGGCUGUGGGAAAACCUACACCAAGAGCUCCCAUCUCAAAGCGCACAUGAGAACCCACACAGGUGAAAAGCCGUACCACUGUAACUGGGAAGGUUGUGGCUGGAAAUUCGCCAGGUCAGACGAACUGACUCGCCACUUCAGAAAGCACACUGGACACAGACCUUUUCAGUGUCACCUCUGCGAGCGCGCUUUCUCCCGUUCCGAUCACCUUGCUCUUCAUAUGAAGAGGCACAUGUAGGCCACACGGACACUUGCAUCUAUCCAAGUCUUUUCCAGAGGCCUUACUGAUACCUAGAGAACAAACAUUGUGGCUUAUGAUACUCUGGUGUAACCAAAACGUAUUUCUGUGGGAACAAGUUGUGAUAUAUUUCAAAAGUUUUAUCAUAUACCAUGAAUUCAAGUGCCUUGAGGUUUUUUUUUUGUACAUAAUUUGUGCAUAUAUAAAUAAUACUGGCUAAAUUAUAGUAGUUUAGUAUUUAAACAUUUCCUCACCCUGUCUUUAGAAUGUUAUUGAUUGUUGGUGAGUGCCUUAACAAGACAGUUUGUUCAGUGUGGGCCGGACCCAGAUUUUUGUACAUAUGUCAAUGCUAUUUUUGUAUUGUUUACAUCUUAUAUCUUUGAUACUACAAGAAUCAGGUCAGAGUUGUAAUGACAUUUUUAUGCUAAAACUAAAUAGAGGUUUUAUAGUUUUGCUGUGGACUGUGGGCUAGACCUACCUUUUGGACAUUUUAUUUGGUUAUGUGAAGGUUUGCUGGGACAAUGCCAACAAAUUCAGGUACUAACACUUGUUUUCAGGAUCCCAAAUAACAAGUGCAUUGUCAUUCUCUUUAGUCAGUUCAAAUGAUAUUUACAGAUCCUUGUUUUUAGGGAUACAGACAAAAAUACAUAUUUUGUAAUGUUAUAUAUUAGUGUUUUUUUAAGAAUGAAGAAAUCCACCGCAACCAAUGGUUGAACUGUUGUACUUGAAACAGAAUUGUUAACUGAGAUGUAUUGUUUUUGCGCUUAAGGGCCUUAAAAAUAAAAGUACUUUUACAAAUAA
This is a messenger RNA of Mugil cephalus (flathead mullet), 2329 nucleotides long. It is a transcript of the gene klf17, whose product is annotated as Kruppel-like factor 17. The record is from RefSeq and is a predicted model, not a curated record. Bases 146 to 1528 code for a protein of 460 amino acids. Gene Ontology annotation, molecular function: DNA-binding transcription factor activity, RNA polymerase II-specific; RNA polymerase II cis-regulatory region sequence-specific DNA binding. The transcript is spliced from 3 exons. Gene Ontology annotation, biological process: regulation of transcription by RNA polymerase II. NCBI's taxonomy places the organism in Eukaryota, Metazoa, Chordata, Actinopteri, Mugiliformes, Mugilidae.